UAUUUCGUUUACAAAAACCGCUCGAUAAAAAGAUUUGUGACCAGUUCUCCUCCUCGUACCAAAGCGGUAAAACCAUGUUUAAUCCAAGUUCAGUUCUGAUCUUGGUCCUGGGAACCCUUGUCAGCCUUCACGGUAUAGCAGUCAUCACAGCGGCGGAUGCCGCUACCUCCAGUGGAACAAAUCUGGGAUUGAUCACCAUACCGUCGCAGGCGCAAGUAUGCUCGUGCUCGCUGUCAUUGUCCUGCAGCUGUUGCCAAAGCGUUGUAGUGAACGCUGUCAAUACAACCAAGACUCUGUGCCUGACAUUCAAAAUUAGCGUACUAAGUGGGUCAGUAGAUGUAGGUGUCACCAUGGAUGGAAAUUCGAUGACAAAGUUCACCAUCAGCACUACGUCACCACCCACAUUCUGCCUGCCAGUGCUCUCGUUAGUAACGCCUCUGGACAUGUGCCUCAAGCUGAACAUAAAGAUGGCUGGGCUGUCUGGAAUCCAGGCUUGCCCGACAUUCUAUUCCAGCUAUGAUAGCAGCAACGUUGUCAGCUAUGAUUUUCCGUGCAUUCAGCUGGGCUUGGAUGGAGUAAGCCUGGUGUGA
Drosophila persimilis is the source of this 590-nucleotide messenger RNA. RefSeq lists its product as uncharacterized. The record is from RefSeq and is a predicted model, not a curated record. Bases 75 to 590 code for a protein of 171 amino acids. The transcript is spliced from 2 exons. NCBI's taxonomy places the organism in Eukaryota, Metazoa, Arthropoda, Insecta, Diptera, Drosophilidae.